This is a messenger RNA of Corylus avellana, 681 nucleotides long. RefSeq lists its product as uncharacterized. Gene Ontology annotation, biological process: negative regulation of abscisic acid-activated signaling pathway. NCBI's taxonomy places the organism in Eukaryota, Viridiplantae, Streptophyta, Magnoliopsida, Fagales, Betulaceae. The record is from RefSeq and is a predicted model, not a curated record.
AUGACGACGUCGUCGCCCUCUCGAGAAGAUAUCUCAGCCAAAGAAAACAACGAGAUCAUGCAAGGAGUUGUACAGGAAACUCCCCCCACUGGGCCACCCAUUCUUGCACUCAAUCUGUUUGAUUGUUUGCAGGAGGCGGCGGUAACCAUUCGGCCACCGCCGCCGGAGAAGCGGUCUUUCUCUUGCAAGUACUGCAACAAGAAGUUUUCCAAUUCACAAGCGCUUGGAGGCCAUCAAAACGCCCACAAGCACGAGCGAGCCGCAAAGAAGAAGGAUAAAUUAAUAUAUAUUUCUCCUGCAGGUUUUGAACAUAUAGAUCAUACGUCGUCGUUCCCGUAUCCGGUUUUGGCUGCAAAUCCUCUGCAUGGAUCUGUGAGCAAAACUCUAGGAGUUCAGGGGCACUCGAUGAUUCAUAAGCCGAACUAUAACGGUUGUCCACGUGGUAGACUCGGGUACGGGUAUCAAGGUUACUGGCAAACCCAGGCUAAUAUUUAUCAAGCACAAUGCUUAGCGGCAAGGAUUCAUGAGCGUUUACCGUUGAAUGUGAAUACUUCAAAUGGUGGCAUGUCUCUAAUUAUGGGACCUUUUCCUAACGCGAUUUCCAGUGAAAUUUAUCGUCAGAGUAGUACUUCUUCGCAAUGCGAAACUUCUGGAGCUCUUGACUUGUCGCUCAAGCUUUAA